Messenger RNA from Amoebophrya sp. A120, 14410 nucleotides. The record is from the annotation of a GenBank genome assembly. NCBI's taxonomy places the organism in Eukaryota, Dinophyceae, Syndiniales, Amoebophryaceae.
UCUUCAAUACUCCAUCCCUACAACAGUAUUUCGUCACGCUAACGAUGCAUUACACGGCCCCGCAUUCUUGUUCUGUGCGAUACCUCAGAGAAUUACUCAGCGAUUUCUUCAAUGCUCAACUAAUAUGCAAAAAAGGACAGACGGAGACUGCCCACACCAGGUGCACGUGCACUAGUCACCAUACUUACACCUGCUAGAGUGAAAGGCUGAUACUUCUAAUCCGCAGCUUUUUCGCACCGUACUUAAUGGACAGCACGUAUAUGAUUUUGUCUGCCGCCCGCUCGCGCUCCUCGUCGGAGUUCUUAGGAUGGAACGUUGGGUCCUCGUCCUCGUCUUGUCGAUCAGAUGGCACGCUUCGUUCGUUCCUGUCAUCUCUCCUCGGUGUUAAUGACUAUUAAAUUCGAACCGAGAUGCUGGUUCAGCUUUAGUACGUCUAGUUCGUGGCUCUCUUACUUGAGUAGUACGCGUAUAAUAUUCAUCGUGGGUCGUAACUUAUUGAAAACGAAACAGCCAUGGCCAAUUUUGUCCAUUUCUCGUGGUCCGUUCACCAACACUGCAGCGUUUUUUUUCGGAAGGAAAAGUAUCGAAUCGAAGUCAUGCCCGCGUCUUAAGACUUCGUGGUUCCUCCACAGAGGGGUCGGCGGAGAACCAGGACGAGGAGAGACGGCAGCGCUACUAGGUCGUGGAAGAGAAAAUUUUUAUAAAGGAGAGCUAGCUGUAGCUUGCCCUCGUAGCAUCACAUCUGCUGCGUCUCAUAUCCUAGGAAAGAUAGACUGUUUCACUGUGAUGAUUUUGCAAAUUUCGCAACGCAAGUUUGUUCUUGCAUCACAAAGGAAGUUUGCCAUGCGCGCAUUUUUUCCCAAAUGAGAAAACACGCCUAAAAAUCCAUUGUCUUGCAUGUGUAGCAAGACAACAUAGACUUUUGCGAUACACUUUCUCCAUACAUAAAAGUUCACAGUGAAAAAUAAACAGUUUUUUCUUGCGAUGUCUCAAUGUCGACCAACCAGGGUGGUGCUACCGGUUCUUCCAGCUCGUCCGGAGGUCCCGCUGCCGCGCUGCCGGACCGACCACGCUCCCCACCCAAUGGAGGUGGGACCCACAAUACCAAGACCUCCAGCACCGGCGGGCCGCUGGUCGGAUCCGGCGGGGUGUCCAGCAGCCGAGCGGAGUUCAACAUCCAUAUGCAAGAGAAAAACUGUGUAAGUGUAGAUCUGUAAUGCAGAACGCGCAACAGAGUUACACCUGUCAUGCCAGACAGCCAUGAAGUUCUCUCUUCAUCAUGUGUGUUUUCCCUUACAAGCCACGCAUUACACAAUUCGUGAUGCUGUCAGCCAAAGAUAGUUACACUAACACAGCUUUUUUCUUUGAUAAUCCAGGAGGAUGAUUUAAUGAACACAUAUCAAAUGUAAAAAUGUCUGGGUCUGGAAGAAUGCAACUUGUGAUGCUGAAUUUGGAUUCCAAAAAAAUCUGUAUCUAUUGCGUGAGCAGCAAAGGGAGUGUAAUUUUUGCUACGCGGAGAGGGCAUUUGUCAUGCGGAAUAGGCAUCGCGAAGCCCUCAAAAAAUCUGUGAUGCUAGGGCAUGCAUCACAGACAUCAUGGCCCAGGCAAAACAUGCAUGACAAGUCUCAGAAUCUUCCAGACCCAGACAUUUUUGCAUUUGAUAACACGAAUGACGAUGACAUUCUCGGAACGAGCGGAGGCGGCACGAACAAGAGAAAAGAUCUAUCGAAAAGAAAAAUCCCCCCUCCCCAUAUCGAAAACGAAAUUUGUGAUGCUGUAUUUCAGGUCACAAAUCGACUUGUCAUGCUAGAAGGCCAAGAGCCGCAGUCGUGGCCUCGUUUGCAGGCAAUUUGUCAUGCUGUUUCCCACUCUCAGAUGCCUCCUAUCAUGCUGAAGAUGCAAGGCUUCCCCACGCCACCCAGCACUACCGUCCGCAUCUUUUCCCGUGUAGCAUGACAAAACUGAUUUGUGACAACAAAUCUGCAUCACAGAUUUCCGUUUUGAUAUGGGGAGGGGGGAUUUUUCCUUUUGAUAAGAUCCCGCCGUAGGAGCGGCUAGUGCUGCUGCACCAGCACCGGCGAGUGGUGGAGCCGACGGGAAGCAGGAUACAACAACUUCCGGCGAGCCGGUGGAAAAGAAGCAUGUGGAGCUGGAGGUGUUUCGUCCGAACGGGAGCAGUUUUCUGGUUCCCAUGGAGGAGACCGAGCUAGCCGCGCUCAACAGUCUCGAAGAGGUGCUUACAAUGAUACGAGAAUGCCCGAAUACAGACCAAGAGUACGCAUGGGAACAAUUAUAUUUUUCAAACCAUCUUGCUUCGACGACAACGAUUAUGUAAGCACUUAGCACCUCUGUUUUGGUUCGACCUCGAACAAGAUUCUGAAAUAAGCCUUGGUUGAUAUGAUUUGCAACACCUGAACGAGGUCGUUCUUCAUCGCGAACGGCCAGCAACAAGCACCUCUUGCCUGGAAGAAGAUCCAGAUCUUUGUGUUUUUGUGGUUCCAAAAAAUUUUCAGCCUCUGCUUGCAGUCUGGCCAGAGGGCUCGUUGUCGUGGGGGUCAUUUUUUUUUGCUGCCAUACCGAUGUAAGGGACACACCAAUAUGCUGGCUGGAGCUGUGUGGGCACAAUCACGACCUUCCGAGUUAUGGUAAGUUUGUGGGAUAAUAAGUUUUUCACUGUGACUGAACCCUGAGCAUUCUCAUGUAUUUUGAUUCAAUGUUGGAUUUUAUGCACUUUUCAAAAAAUGCAUGCUAUGAAUGCAUAAUGCAUUUCUGCGAAUCCAUACUUAUUUUCAUACCAGCCCGCGUGUUUGACUUUGAUGUAAGGAGCUUUUGUCACAUGAUGUACUUUUUCAGGUACCGUACUCGAUCGAAACUCCAAUAAGUCGCUGGAGCUUUUGCAGGGCUGCGGGUAUAUGGCGCUGAUCUUCGUGAAGCCGUUCCAGGAGGAGGGCGAAUCUUAUGUGGACGUGCUAGACAACAAGUGCGAUGUAUGGAAGUGGAAUCAAAAUUAUUUUUUCGCACACUGUGACCUCACCGUAUAAUGUAUGGACAACUUCGGCGCGGCUUUGAUUCUUUGCGUUGUAUUCUUUCGAAUUGUCCCAAGAAGCGAAAGCGUUCACUUGAUAAUUGUUUUUCUUGCAUGCGGAGGGGUAGUCGUGCUCGGAAAAAACUGUUUUCAAGGGUAUCACAAACAGUGGAGACCGCUAGCUACGUCAUUGGACAGAUGACUGACGAGGAACUAAAUAAGGACUACCAGCAAGAGCGGCACGGCGCGAUGAGCCUUCUGCAGUAAAAAACUUUUUUUUGAGUUUCUAACUGUGAAUCUUGUUUCAGUGCUUAUGUCCAUUCAUCUUGAUGUUGUUCCACCACAUGAAGAUCGACUUGUUGUGAAUUUGCGAAGAAGUUUGCGACCAGCUGCCUACUUCCUUUACCAAGCGGAGAAUGAAUUCUUGACAGGUACUUGCGCGAAAAGGAGGCUGUUGUGCUGGCGAUAAUAGGUUCUCUGCCAAGAUUCACCAGAAUACUGGAUCCGCACCCGGAGCGCCACCAGAGCUGCUUGUCCGACGCGUGUCGGCUGGGGCAGAAGCGCGCGGUGGAAGCGAUUUUCGAAAAUACACACACGCCGGAGGACCUCAUCACGUGCCCGAAUGAGCACCGUGCGACCUACCUGCACCAGGCAUGCUACAACGGACACAUGCCAAUAGUCAAGUUCAUUCUCGAGCACUCCAGGUAUGAUAAUGAUUUUCUUCAAGCGGUCGUGAAGCUCGUGGCCGAAUAAGACUACAAAGUAACGAGCUCCUUAUUCGGGAAGAUGCUUUUAAUAUCGUGAACAUGAAAAUCAAAAUUUCUACUUCGGCUCACUUGACCGAUACACCGAUCGACCUUCGUCAGGUUCCCAACCGGCAUUGACCUUUGGGUUCGCGGCAACACGCACAACGCCACGUGCAUGCACUUGGCGUGCUGUCGGCCGCAGUUGGAGGUCGCGAAGUUUCUGGUGGACCACCCGAAGUGUCCCAAGGACCUGCUAAACUGGGGCAACAAGCACAGCGCCACCUGUCUCCACUUGGCCUGCGAGGACGCGCACUUGAACGUGGUAGAAUUUCUGGUGAAAAAUCAGCGGUGUCGCGACGAGAAGCUGAUUCUACAGCAAAACAAGAACGGGUUCACCUGCUAUCACAUGCGAAUAUGUCAUCUUUAUGUCUGGAAGGAUGCGAACUUGUGAUCCUGCAUCUGCAUUCUACAAAAAUCUGUAUUUUUGCAUGAGCAGCAAAAGUGAUCCAGUUUUUGCCAACAUUGCGAGAGGGCAAUUAUUCUCAUGCGGUAUAGGCAUCAGAAAGCUCCUCUCACAAAAUCUCUGAUGCUAGGGCAUGCAUCACAGACAUGAUCAGGACUCAUACAAAAUGCGCAUGACUUCCUCCCAGACCCAGACAUGUUUGCAUUUGAUACCUACCUGCACUUGGCAAUCCAGAAGGGGCACCUGGAAGUGGUAAAAUCCCUGCUAAACAACAGCGACAGUAUGACCGUGGACCGCUUGAUACCACUGCAAACGAAAAACGGUAUUUGUAUUGCUACUUCACUUCUUGGAUGUGCGUGGAUCAUCUUCAGGACGUCUAGAAAUUUAGAAAUUGCCUACUCUGACUGUAACAACCAGUUGGGUAAAUCAGUAGUUCCCUCUAGUAUAAAUAAAAACAGUAGUUCCCUCUAGUAACCCCGUCAGUUGGGUAAAUCAUUCACUCACUCAGUUGCACUUCCACUUGGUGCGGCCGCGUCGCGCCGUUGCAGGUUUUUUGCAUCUUAGUGAUAACUUGUACCUUCACGCCGGCAACAGGCAGCAGAGUCAUAUGAUGUCUUUUUGCACGUUUUGUUGCACCACCACCUCUUCCGAAAAAAACUGUACAACAGGCAACACGUGCUUCCACAUUACGUGCCAGGAAGGGUUUGUGCAAAUUAUGGAACUCCUGUGGUUCCAGCCGGACGUGCCCAAAGCCUCGAUGGUCGGCGCCCAGGACAAGGACGGCUACAACUGUCUCAACGACGCCUGCUACUAUAUCAAAUGCAAAAGUGUCUGGGUCUGGAAGAUUGCAGGAGUUUGUCAUGCAUCUUCUGGAUCACGCAACUGAUCUCUAAUGCACGCAAAGGCAUCACAAGUUUCGCGCAGGCCUCCUGAUGUCUUUCCCGCAUGAGAAAUUCCCUAUUUGCGUAGCAAGAAAUGGGAAGCUUUUGGUGCUUAUGCAGCACAAAUUUUUGCUUGUUCCAGAAAUCGCAUGACAAGUUCCAAUUCCUCCAGACCCAGACAUUUUUGCAUUUGAUAUACCACGGGCAUUUACCGCUUAUCGAGUUCUUUUUCAACCACUGGCCCGAGCGGGGGACCACGCAGCACUAUGCAAGAAAAAAACUGUGUAGGUGUAACUUUGUCUUGCAGAUGUUGCAAUACAGUUACACCUGUCAUGCCGGAUAUGCAUCAGAGGCCAUUUUAGUACGUGUUUUAGCAUACUAGCUACGCAUGACAAGUUUUCUGUCAUGGAAAACAAAUCUGUGAUGCUGUUCCUGCAAAAAAGUUACACUUACACAGUUUUUUUCUUCGAUAACCACCACGCGGAGCACAGUGGGUCCUACGGGAACAGCGCCCGGUCGCAGCCCGGAUCCUCCUGCAGUGGGGGACAAAAUGCCCAGGAGCAGAAAAGUAUACUAGAAUUCAAUAGGAAAUGAGUUUUUUUGAAUGAGCGUCUUCACUUCUAUCUUGACAAGCGCAUAAUUGGUCGACGUUCACUCUAAGUGUUGAGCCGUGCGACAGCAUCAAAAAGCUAUCGACUACUAGUCUCGAGACAGAAGUACAUCUAGCGGUGAACAACGAAUGUGCUGCUCGCAUUGAAAAAUCUUCGACAAAACAGCGGGCGGGCGCAAGAAAAUAACCGACAGCUCGGCGCGGUCAAGUGGGGGCAAUGACGAACGAGAUCAAGCUAUCCUCGGGAAAACACGUCCCCACCCCAGAGUUGUCAUACAAAUUUGCAGAUGCCCAGACUGUGAAGCGUCAUGCGCCCACCGCCACCGGGGAGGGGAUCCGUAGCCUGUGGCGCUUGGUGCGGGUGUCCGCUACAUGAUGAUGAUGAUGCGCAGCCCGCCCAUGAGGAGCAUUUUCUAAUGCUGUAUGGGACUUUGUCAUUUGUUUAUCAGGAUGAGAAGCUAGAUCUGCGAUGUGGCUUCACUAGCCGAACAGCAGUACACUGCAGUCCCAGACUUGUCAUGUCCGACAGCCAAUAAACCUUUGAGGUUUGGCUGUCGGGCAUGAUUUUUUUUUUAAAUUCUGAAAAGCGCAAUUACUAUGAGAUUACAUAAAUCCCAACAUAGUAACUGUCUUUUUUCAUUUUUCAUACACAUCCGAUGCGUGUCAGUGUCAGUGCAUAGGUUAUUUGCUUUUAUUCCUAUACCUAUCAAGAAACUUAGCGCCACUUUUUUUGCCUAUCCCUGCAUUGGAGGGCGUCACAAGAACAGACUGCGGGCUUCCUCGCCCGUCGGCCGCCCGGGGGGGGGAUCCGUGGCGCUGGAUGCGGGUGCCCAGUAGUACAUGAUGAUGAUGAUGAUGAUGCGCAGCCCCAUGAGGAGCAUUUUCUCAUGCUGUGUGGGACUUUGUCAUAUCUUUUCUUUUAUCAGGAUCAGAUGAAGCUAGAUCUGUGAUGUGGCUUCACUAUCCGAAUACCGGUAUACUAGAGUCCCAGACUUGUCAUGCGCAUGCCCGACAGCCAAACCUUUGAGGUGUGGCUGUCGGGCAUGAUUUUUUUUUAAAAUUCUUAAAAGCGAUAUUACUAAGGGAUUACACAAAUCCCAUAGUAACUGUCUUUUUUAGCACUUUUAUACACAUCCGAUGCGUGUCUGUGUCAGUGCAUAGGUUAUUUGCUUUUAUUCCUAUACCUAUCAAGAAACUUAGCGCCACAUUUUUUGCCUAUCCCUGCAUUGGAGGGCGUCACAAGAACAGACUCCGGGCUUCCUCGCCCGCCGGCCCCCCGGGGAGGGGAUCCGUGGCGCACUAGUACAUGAUGAUGAUGAUGAUGAUGAUGCGCAGCCCCAUGAGGAGCAUUUUCUCAUGCUGUGUGGGACUUUGUCAUAUCUUUUCCUUUAUCAGGAUCAGAAGCUAGAUCUGUGAUGUGGCUUCACUAGCCGAAUACCGGUACACUAGAGUCCCAGAGUUGUCAUGCCCGACAGCCAAACCUUUGAGGUUUGGCUGUCGGGCAUGAUUUUUUUUUAAAUUCUCAAAAGCGCAAUUACUAUGGGAUUACAUAAAUCCCAUAGUAACUGUCUUUUUUAGCACUUUUAUACGCAUUGAAUGUGUUUCAGUGCAUAGCUUUGCUUUUAUUCUUAUUGAGAAACUUAGGUCCACAUUUUUGGCAUAUCCCUGCUUGUUUGGAGGGUGCCGCACGAACGCCGCCUCAUGCGGCUGGGCUCAAUUUUUCCAGUGGAAGGCAGGGGCUGUUUAUAUCUUACUUUGGAAACGCCCACCGUCCCUACUGGAAUAGCUGGAUGAUGAACAAAAAUCGUGGCAGGGCAAAAAAAUAAAAUCUCCAUCUUUUAACUCUGGGGCGGGGACGUCGCUCGUUUUUUCACAGGAUAAGAACCAACGACGACCCAACGAAGGACGUCCUGAACCAGGCUGCAGGCGGGCCGGUAAGUUCGCUAUGAGCUGUGUGGAAAUAAGAAGAACUGAAAUUAUGGUGGUAGUAUACUUGAUAUCAAAAGAGAAAGCGAACAAAUGUUGGUCACUGAUGUGGGCAAAAAAUCUACAGGAAUCUCCGGGGAAUCACCAGCCGGAGCGGCGUACGUAUGGCAACUAUGUCUGGGUCUGGAAAGGUGCAACCAACUUGUGAUGCUCUUUUGCUGCUACAAACACACAAAUCUGCCAUACUUGAGGAGCAAAAGCUUCCUUUUUUGGCGACGCUGAGAGACGAGGAUCUGUGAUGCUGAGGAGCCAUUGCAAUAAAGCUCUCCCAUAUAGGCCUGUGAUCCUAGGCUCUGCAUUCCAGACCUUUUGAGGCAUGCAAAACGUCGUGCAUGACAAGCUCCUCGACCUGUGGCGCUGGGUGCGGGUGUCCACUACAUAAUGAUGAUGAUGACUGAUCCACAGCCAGACGUGUUUGCAUUUGAUACGGCGAAAUAAUGCUGACUGGGAUGACGAGAUAUCAUUAGUGUCGCAAAGUCCGGUAUGCAAGAAAAAAACUGUGUAUUUGGGUAAGUUUGUAAUGCCAAGCUCGCAACGCAAUAUACACUUGUCCUGCUAGCCAGCCAUGAAAUCGCAUUUUUGAUAUGUGUUUUCACUAUGAUAAUGGCUGUGCAGACGACAGGCUUUCUGGGUCACGCAGAACAGGGAUUUGUCAUGCUUUCACGCCAAGACACCUCCACUCACGCAGUUUUUUUCGUGGAUAUCCGGACGACGGCUUCCCCUCGCUGACGGACCUUAUCUUCAGCGUAUCGGUAUCACCUGCAAGUAUGUCUGGGUCUGGAAGGAUGCAGCUCGUGAUGCUACCUUUGGACUCUACAGAAAACCUGUAUUGCAUGGAGAGCAAACGAACGCCAGUUUUUCCAGGCGCAGACGGCAUUUCGCAUGCGGUGUGAGCAUCAGAAAACUCUCGCAGAAUGAUCCGUGAUGCUAGGGCAUGCAUCACAGACAUGUUGGGCCAUGGAAAAUAUGCAUGACAAACUUGGCACUUUUCCCGACCCCGACAUAUUUGCGAUGCAUAAUGGGGCGGCAUCGGCAAUUGUCUGCACGUCGCCUGCAGUCGCGGACACCUGUCCAUAGUCGAGUUUCUUUGCAAACCCAAGGGCCUCCCACCCAGCGGCGGACUGGGGCAAGUCGGAGAUGUGACAGGUAUGGGAAAAUGUUGUUGUUAAUAGAUGCUGCUUUUUUUUGACUCAGUGCAGUACCAGUACGUAGUGGUAGUAGAUUCGGGCCCGUGUGUUGGUCGUGAUAUGAUUUGUACCAAGGGGAGGGUAGCAUCGCCUACGAAGUGCGUCCAAUAUCGGCGUUGGUGCGCGCGAUAUGAAAAUUUUUCAUCGUGGAAACUUUUGGAACAGGUGGCGAGCACCUGUCGCAGCGUAGCAGCGGCGGCGAUGACGAUGAGCAGGAGUAUCCGCCUAUUACAAUGAAAAGUGCCACCGCUCCGGAAGUUGGAAAAAAUUCUGAUGCAUAAGGUUUUUAAGCGAAAGUCGUUUUAUCUAUGCAUGAAAGGACUAUGAGUCUUUCUGAUGCAGAAUCUUGUCGAGGAAGGCAUCUUUUACAUAACAGGCCCGGCUACUGCUGGGGUCUUGUGCAACACAAAUUUUAGCUAUUUACCAUCGAAAAUUUGUGAUGCUGAAACUACAUGCAGGAUGGGGAGUGUUUCCAUUGGAAAGCUAUGCAAUACAAAUGCUGCCAAAUUCUGGAAUGGGCGCAUUUUUCGUGGUAAUACCCCCAGCAGAAAACAGCAGUUCGUCGCCAUAUCCUUACAACGAUGUCAGCGACAAUGACUCUUCGGAAGUUAUGCAUUGCAAAAGUAUCGUACUACGCAUAAAGUGCAAUACAAAUUGGCUCGGCAUUGCAAUACAUAGAUUUGUAAUGCGGUUUUUUUUACCUUUAACAACAGCGGAGCUGCAAUCUAAUACUACGAGAACGAGUGCGGUGCUUUUGCACAGAAUAAAAGUCGGGCCCGAACAGUUCUACGCGAUCGAGCAACUAGUCCUGUCCAAGAACAAGCACAACGCGAGUGGACUCCACCUCGCGAGCAUAAAAGGUACGUACGACAAUGCCAGUAUCGGUUAGAAAUCUCCAUUUUUCAUUUCUGGCAUUGGAGGUAGAAGUAAUGAUAACGACGACGACUUUGGCGCCGGAUGAGGGGUCCGUCAUUGUGUCUGUGAGUAAUAUCAUCUUCGAAUUUAGUGCUUCUCAAGGGCGAGAAAGUGAAAGGGAAACAAAAACAAAAACUAACAACACACCAGGACACCUGGAGAUCGCGAAAUUCCUAGUAGACGGCACGGGUUUGUCACGAGAUAAAAAGCGCGACUUCAUGGGACUGCAGAAUAAAAAAGGAGCCAGUUGCCUGCACUUCGCAUGCUAUCACGGGAAUGUGGACGUAAAAGAUUUACGUCGCACUUUUUAUUCGCAUGUGGCUGAUUUCUGACACACUUAUUUUGUCGGACGAGAAGGUCGUGGGAACGCGAGCGUCUCAGUGUAAGUAUCUACCUGCAGCUAGCAUCGAUUUAUUAUUCCACUUUUUUUUUUCGUCUCUUCAGGUGGUGAAAUACCUCGUCGACCACGAGGACUGCCCGAAGGAGUUGGUCCAGGCACGCAACCGCAACCACUACACUUGCCUGCACUCCGCCUGCGACGAGGGGCGGCACGAGGUGAUCGAGUUUCUGUGCAAGAGCGACAAGUUUCCCAUCGAGCUGCUGGCGGCGCAGGCGCGCAGCAACACGAUUCUGCACAAGGUCUGCGAGUACGGCUAUCUGAACAUCGUGAAGCUCCUGGUGGAGCAGUCGAUCCAGGCCAGCGAGUAUGAGGGUGCACAAACUCCCCCUCCUUGUCAUUUGUAUUGGAUGAACAGCAAUACAGACACCAGCACACGUGGACCCUGUGCAUGACAAAUUCAUGCAGUUCCAGUGUAGUACUGUUUGGGCCGCUUCCGGGAUCUGCCAUGCGCAAUACAUAGUGAUACAAGGCGGGAAGCGCUUGGAUUCGGGAUUUUGCAUGAGAAAUGAGAAUGAGGGGGAGUUGUACACUCUCAUAGCGAGCAGGGGGUGGUGUCGGAACAGCAGCCAAGCUUCAAGCCGGACACCCUGGUAUGGAUUGCAAAUAUAUAUGCGUAGGUCUGGAACAAUGCCGCGUGUGUAAUGCUUGUCUGGCAUGACUGAAGAAAUUGUGAUGCGUGUUCAAGGGACGAACAGCCCGUAGACCUCCGAUGUGAUGCGUGUCCAAGAAGAGACCCUCGUCUUGCUUGUCAUGCAAAACGCAGUUUCUCAUGCGGCAGGCGCAACGCUAAGCCGCGCAAACAUUUCUCAUGCUUGGCUGUGCAUUGCAGACGAGAGUUCUCUAUUCACAACUCAGCAUUAAGUACAAGUUUCUAGAUCCAGACCCAGACAUAUUUGCAUUUGAUAGCUGGUGAUGUACCGCAACAAUCUCGGGGACACUUGCCUGCACGUGGCGGCGGCCGAGGGGCAUUUGCUAAUUGUGGAAUACCUGGUGAAGUCACCCGCGGCCGAAAAGUACAACCUACUCUUCUCCAAGAACAAACAGGACAUGACCUGUCUGCAGCUCGCCUGCAGCGAGGGCCACUUGAACGUCGUCGAAUCGUUGAUGAAUUUCUGCACCACAAACGACAACACCGGGAAGAGAAAGGUGCGUUGUAGAAGAUUCAUCUCUGACGUUUAUUUUGUGACAGGUUUAUUUGGCUUUGUUCAGUAGUGCUUAAUACCCAAACAAUCAAAAAAUGAUGAGUCUCAUGACUUCCACCGUUUUUUUACAUCACUCCCUCGGAGCAAGAACUUUUUCUAGGAGACCUUCGAAAAGACAAGAGAACCUUAUUUCCAAUUUCAGGAACUGAUCACGCAUUCGCUCAAUGUGUACCACGCAACAUGCUUGUUUUCGGCUUGCGAGGCGGGACACACCAACAUCGUGGAGUACCUACUGGACCACAAGCAUUUUCCACCUCACCUGAUAAACGCGCAAACUAAGUACGGCACAAGCUGCCUGCACGCCGCCUGCGAAAAGGGAUUCAUGGACAUCGUACAGUUUCUGAUGAACCACAAGCACUGCACCAAAAGACUCGUGCUUUGCAAGGACCGCGGCGCGCAAACCUGCCUGGACCUGGCGAAGUAUGUUCUGUUUCCGUGUGGUCAGGAAAGAGGCACUUGUCUUGUGGUUGUGAAGAAUGUUGGGUGGCACCGCCACCGUGUUGCAGCGGACGUGCAUGAACUCAUAUAAAAAUUUUGGUCGUUUGCAUCUAAUUUUUGUCCAGUAUGUAGCUCUUCGAGCGCCAUCUCACAUGAUUGCAACAUAUUUUUCUAAAUCUGCAGGUGCGAAGGGCAUUUUGAGAUCGUGGAGCUGAUCCAAAACCAUGCAACCUGGGGUCCAGAGCUUGCGUAUCAACUGCAAAUAUGUCUGGGUCUGAAAGAUCUCAGGACUAUUCGUCAUGCAUCCAAGCGAACAACUACAACCGGCUUGUCUCUAUUGCACGCAGAAGCAUCUUCGCAGAUAAAUUCGCGAGAUGACCUUCCUAAUGCCUACGCCAUUUGAUGAGAAACACGCCUGUUGCUAUAAUUAGCAACAAGUGUGCAAAAAACUUUUGGCUUCUACGCAACACAGAUUUUUUUUUUAUUUGAUCGAAAGUUCGCAUGACAAACUGCAUCUCUCCAGACGUCCAGACAUAUUUGCAAUGCAUAUCGCAAAGGGCGACACGACGGAACCGGCCGGGGCGGCUACGGUGCUGAACACCGUUGCGACCACAGUGAAACGCUGGUUCGGUCGGGAAGACAGCAAGUCUCCGUGAAAAUAAGGAUGCGGUGGUUGGGUGACAUGCUCGGAAAUAAAACGUUAAUAUGUAUCACUGGAGUAGUUGCGGUUCUUUUCCAGAGCAACAUCGAAAUGUCCACAACAAUGGCCGCGCACCGGAGCUUGUCGCCGUAUAUCGUGUAAAAUGUCAGUACCCAUUGAAGUUAGUACCUAUGCGCUCUCCUGCGCGCAGGCUGUCGCCAGGGUCCUUCUGUCCUGGCAUCAACAACGCCAAUUUGUAUUUUUGUUUCUUUUCGUACUAUUCGUUUCCCAUACUGCUAAGUACACUGACUGCACCUCAAGCUGCAUUUGCUAAUUAGAAACCAGGAAUAUUCAAAAAUGAAGCGCGCGGACUGUCGUGCAAGAAGAGCUCAAUCGAUUCAAACUUUUACCAAACUCUAUCGUGAACUCGUAUAUCAAACUUAAAAGCGAAAAAUCAAAUUCUUCAAAUGGAAACUAAACUUAAUCGCACACAAGUCUCUAGUACUCGGGAUGCUCAUUGACCACGGGGAACGGAGGACACGAAGGGCGGGUCAUUUUAGUUUAAGAACUAAAGUUUGUUAUGUGUUUUCGAAAUAGCAGUUCCGAGUAGCCGAUAUGUCAGCCGGAACUUCGCGCCGAUGCUCUUUUGUCUCGUCAGGCAACGGACGAGCAUCCCGUGAGACUGAUGCGUUUUGCGCUUCGGAAACGAAAUCAUACAAAUGCACACUCAAAUGUACCUCGGGCCCCUUUAUUUAUGCCGUUUUGUAGUCCUUCUCAAGCCUGACAAUGAUCCAAACUUUAUUGUAGCAUUCUCGCAAGGUCCAAACUUGUAACUUUUCUGCUCGAAUUAUACGAAUAGACGUCGCAAUAGUUGUUAUAUCGGAUGGCUCAUGCCUAUGAUAAAAUGGUUUGCUGUAUCCUGUACAUCCUGAUUUUCUACUUUUUGACAUACUUUCUAUCUCGUUUAUUUAUUUCUCAUUCACGAAAGUUUCUCUCUCCCAAUGUCCUAAACGCACGUAGCAAAGAAGGCCGUCCCUGCCAAUGAGUACACAGGUUGCAGCGGCGCGGAAAGCAGUGCAGUAGCUAAUACAAUCUGUUUUGUCAUAACAAGGCCCAACAGCGAAUACUGUGACGUCUGUACCUCUCGAUCGAGGUGAUAUUUUUUAAAGAAGGGCCGCAUCUUUGUGUCUCGACAUGGAAAUAUAAAAUCAAUAUCAGUUGCUGUUGUAUUUCUUUCGUGCAGGUUCUUCUUUUAGCUCUUCACGCGGGGUAGAAUUUUAUUUUUGGCUUGUAUUUACUACUUUCUUUUCGCUGCAAAACGAUGUGGCGCGAGAUGAGCAGCGGCCGCUGUCUGCUUAAUCUUUAGCACUCGAUUUCGGCAUGCACGCCAUUGCGGCGAGAAUUAGAGCUGCGUGCUGCGCAAGUUGAAGCUAGUAGCGAAGUUUUCAUGUGUGUGUAAUGUGGACGGUAAAAACUGUAUUUGCUAAAUAUCACUUUUUAAAACUGUAUAAUAAGCUUGGCAAGCAGCGACUAGUUUGAAACAGCUGGGUACUACAUCGAUGGUAUGAGUAACAAGACACUCGGCGCCAGUGCGAAGAUAUGUUUGAUGCACUGCGGCAGUGGACAACUUUUAGGCUCCGUCCAAUGUAGAUGCGUAUUUUGGACAGAAUACAACGGAAAUGCAUAGGCAAAAUGACGCGAGUCUCCUGCUUCGGGCUGCUCUGAUGGGGCCGUGUCGUUGCUGAAGACACGGUAGAGUUUGUUGAAUCGGGCUAUUAAUUGCUGUGGUAAUUAUGCUUCGCAUCCCACUGCUUCGCAUUCCAUUUCCACCUGACGCACGCUUUGAAGUUUCAUAGAAUUGUGUGUUGUAUUACAGUUGUAAGUGACAGUGAGUCCUCAUGCACCAGUCGUCCCGGG